Phragmites australis (common reed) is the source of this 1272-nucleotide messenger RNA. RefSeq lists its product as uncharacterized. Gene Ontology annotation, cellular component: nucleus; tRNA (m1A) methyltransferase complex. Lineage: Eukaryota; Viridiplantae; Streptophyta; Magnoliopsida; Poales; Poaceae. The transcript has 3 exons. The coding region runs from base 109 to 1071 and encodes 320 amino acids. The record is from RefSeq and is a predicted model, not a curated record. Gene Ontology annotation, biological process: tRNA methylation.
GAAGACAAACUCUCAGGCAGACAGAACGCCCUCAACUCAAUCCGAGGGUUUGGACAAAACCCCCAGCCGCCGCCGCCGCCGCCGCCGCCGCCGCCGCUCCCCUCCACAAUGAUGGUCCCGCUCGACCCCUCGGGCAAGCCCACCUCGCAGAGGCGCAUCGCGGAGGGCGACACCGUCGUGGUGUACGAGCGCCACGACGCGAUGCGCGCCGUCGCCGUGCGCGCCGGCGGCGUGCUCCAGAACCGGUUCGGCGUCUUCCGCCACGACGACUGGCUCGGACGCCCCUUCGGAUCCAAGGUCUACAGCUCCGCCAGCGGCGGUGGAGGCAAGGGCGGAGGCGGCAAAGGGUUUGUGCACCUCCUGGCGCCGACCCCGGAGCUCUGGACGCUGGUGCUCAGCCACCGGACGCAGAUCCUCUACAUUGCUGACAUCAGCCUCGUCGUGGCCUACCUCGAGCUCGUCCCCGGCUGCGUCGUUCUCGAGUCUGGCACCGGCAGCGGCUCGCUCACCACAUCACUGGCACGCGCCGUCGCGCCGCACGGGCGCGUCCACACCUUCGACUUCCACGAGCAGAGGGCAGCCUCGGUGAGGGAAGACUUUGAGAGGAAUGGCCUAAGCACCCUCAUCACGGUCAAUGUGCGGGAUAUACAAGGUGAAGGAUUCCCAGAGGAGCAUCGCGGUGCUGCUGAUGCUGUCUUCCUGGACUUGCCCCAGCCUUGGCUCGCGGUACCAUCUGUUGGAUUGAUGCUUAAGCAAGACGGUGUUUUGUGCUCCUUUUCACCUUGCAUCGAGCAAGUGCAGCGUGCUUGUGAAGCAAUGAGACCGUGUUUCACAGAUAUUAGAACCUUUGAAAUUCUUCUUCGUACCUAUGAAGUAAGAGAUGGUGCUCUUAAGAGUGCCACUGCCUAUGAGGAGGCUACUAUGGGGCCUCUUCCACAGAAAAGGAAAAAAAUUACACCACCAGGAGAAAACUCGGACUGUACACAGAAGAAUUCCUCUGUUUUGGUUAGGCCGUGCAGCAGUGCUAGAGGACACACUGGCUACUUGACCUUUGCAAGGCUUCGCUUGUGAGAGGGCCAGACUGAAUCUUAAAAGAGGUGAGUGUAGAGACUAGCAGAUGACAAGAGGAUAUGAAGUUACGCUUCAUUUUUAAUAGCAGUAAAAUGUUUUGUUUCAUCUACCCUCGGGUGAUGCUCAUUGUAACAUCUGGUUUUUUAGAACUACACUCAGUGCAUUUUGCGAAUUGCGUAAUCACAUUUUUCUUGUUGAUCU